Phytophthora sojae is the source of this 2724-nucleotide messenger RNA. RefSeq lists its product as hypothetical. Gene Ontology annotation, molecular function: structural constituent of nuclear pore. The record is from RefSeq and is a predicted model, not a curated record. Gene Ontology annotation, cellular component: nuclear pore. Gene Ontology annotation, biological process: protein import into nucleus; poly(A)+ mRNA export from nucleus. Lineage: Eukaryota; Oomycota; Peronosporomycetes; Peronosporales; Peronosporaceae. Bases 1 to 2724 code for a protein of 907 amino acids. The transcript has a single exon.
AUGGCCUCCAACGACGUGGACUUCCGGGCGCUGUACCAGAGCUCGCUCAAGCUGACGACAUCACUCGGGGAGCUGGGCAUCCCUCGGCUGGAGAAGCGCCUGGAGCAGCUGGACGACGCGUCGCGCGCGCAGGCCCCGGCCGGCAGCCGCAAGCGCCCGGCCGCCGCGGGCGCCGACAAGGCCAACUUCCUGCUGGCAGCCAAGGGCAUCGACGCCGAGAAGCUCAGCAAGGAGCUGCAGCAGUUCGAGAUCGCGCCCGAGUUCGAGCCCGAGACGCCGCUGGGCGAGACGGACCUCGAAGGGUAUCUGGCCCACCACCACGAGAUGAUCGUGCUCACGGCCAUCGAGGACGUCAACCGCCGCACGGUGGAGGCCACCCACGACCGCAUGAAUCGCGCCAUGAUCGACGACUUCGAGGACGCCAAGCAGCGGCUGCUGGAGGACCUGGGCGGCGCCAAGACGCUCGGCAUCCGCAACUACCCGCGCGUGCUGGAGCAGGACGAGGCUGCGGGCAGCAUCUUCGCCUCUGCAGCUCGUGAGAAGCGCCAGGCGCUGGAGCCGGCGUCGGGUCUGGGUCUCAGCGGCGCGGGCUUCGCGGGCCAGCCGCGCUUCCAGUCCACGACCAGCUCCAUGACGCCGUCCCUGCAUAUGUCGCAGCUGCACGUGGAGAACGCCAUGACGGAGGAGAUGAAGCAGUACUACUCGACCAUCAAGGAGCUCAACAGCAGCAGGGUGCCCAACACGCGCAGCCAGUUCGAACUCGCGCGCCACUUCCAGCGCGUGUGCUCUUCGAACGUGUCCGUCUCGGUCACGGGAUCCAAAUGGGAGGCCGUGCUCAAGUGCUGGCAGCUGGUGAACGGCAUGCUGGCCGGUGGAGACCCUACCCAUCCCAACGCCUCCAAGCUGGCGGAGCGGGAGUUCGCUGCCGUGAGGGAGGGAAGCGACGAGGCGCAGCGCACGCUGCUCCAGCACCGCUUCGCCUUCGGCGCGCGCGUGUUUCUCGAGAACCAGUUCCGGGCCUUUGUGCAGGAAACGGUGCAGAAGAACAACCUCGCUACUGGCGGCAUUCCGGACCUGGUGUCGACGAUUCGCGCGUUCGUGAAGCACCUGCACAGCUCGCGCUACACUGCUAACGGCAGUGGCAGCGGCACGGACGUCGACAACAUUUGGGCGAUUAUCUACUACUGCCUCCGUUGCGGUGGCGACCAGGAAGCUGUCAACCUCGCCACCAGCCUGUCGGGCGCGGACUCCCCCAUUGACGCUGACGUUGUGUGUGCGCUAAGAUACCGUGCGCACCAGAAGAGCCUCUACGCGGAUCGCAAUGCCAACCCGUUGAACGCGUUCUCGAAGCAGUUCCCUGCUGAGUUUGACCGUUUAGUGGACCGUUACCACCGCUUGGUCAGCUCCUCGAUCGACGCUGUCCCUGUCGUGAACCCGUUCGAGCGCUGCGUGGUGAACCUCCUGUGCUUCGGCAAUGUGAAUGCGAGCGAGUCGCGUGUCCUGACUACUGUGGAAGACUACCUGUGGCAGCGCCUUUGCUUCAUCCAGCGCGUGGCCGCGACAAGCUCGGGCCCGGACAGCACGUACACAAUUACAAAGCUCUCCCAGAGUAUCCAGAGGUUUGGACCGGCGCACUUCGAAGGCGGAGCCCAGCCGGGUGGAGGCAACUUCACAUCAUUCUUGUACUUCGAAAUUCUACUGAUCACGCAGGAGUUCGAGAAGGCGAUUAAAUACCUGGCAUCCAAGGGUUUCCUGCUCGAGGCGGUGCACUUCGCGAUCACAUUGAACCACUUCGGCCUUCUGGAAUGCACAUCGUUCUCGAUGGGAGAGGAGGAUGAGACGACGAUCGACCUGGUGCGCCUUGUUCGCCAGUACAUCCACGGCUUCCAGCGCGCCAACGCCGCGGAGGCGGCCGACUACGUGGCUUGCAUCUCGGACUUGGCAGCGAAGAAAGAGCUGCUUGCGGAGCUACUGCUCGACACGCGCAAGUUCGACGUGCUGGCUGGAUUCACAAACAACACAGACGGCUCGCGUACGCGCGGCCUGUACGACCACCUGCUGAAGGACGAGCCUGAAGAUGAGGUCAAGGAGCUGAUUCUCUCGGCUGCACGCAAGGCCGAGGCUCGUGGUCGCCCGCACGAUGCGUUUGCGUUGCUGAAGAGCGCUGGUGAUAUCGAGGGUGUUAUUGUGCUGCUCAACUCGCAGCUCAGCUCGACCCUGUCCGCUACUCGGCCAGAGCGCGAGGAGUGGUUCCGUGAGGCCAAGGAGUUCGCCGAGAAAUGGAUGCGAUUCCCGUGGGUGCAGACAAUCGCGAACCGGCAUGCGCGCACCGCUGCAAUUGCCUUCCAGACGCUGCUGAACAUCAGCAUCUUCCUCGAGAUCUACGAGAAGCAGCAGUACGAGGACGCCAUCGCGUUUGUCGAUGAGCUGGAGGUUGUGCCUACGCAGAACUCUAGCAACCUGGCGCUCUGCGUGGACCGCUUCCUCGCCUUCGACGAGAGUGUGCGUCAGAACUUCCACAUCCUGCUGCUCGGAUACAUGGAGUGCCUUGUGCGCGAUGCCGACCGCCCGAAGACGCAAGCUUCGGGUGAAUUGCGGCGUGCUGGCGUCGCUGCCCUGCGCGAAAAGGCCGAGCUCCUCGUCACAUUUGCCGGCAUGAUCAAGUUCCGUCUACCGUCGGGUACCAACGAGCGGCUGAACCGCAUGGAGGCCAUGAUCUAUUAG